CGUACAAUGUACAGUCACAAUCCCAAAAUUGGCACACUAAUUAACCUUAACCUUCAUCUAAUUCACAUUCUUACCCCAAUAAUCACAUUUAACAUUCUCUAAUCAUCAAUCACCAUGUUAAUCUUAUUCUCAUCAUCACACAAAUCCAUCACCUUAAUCACCUUAAUCUUCUUCUUAUUGGGCCUGGGCCCAAGCCCAAUUCUCUGUCGAGAUGCACACGUCAUCAACUUCCGUUCCCCUAACCUCUACCCUGAAUCCCUCGCGUGGGACCCACGCGCUCAACAUUUCCUCAUCGGAUCCCUCCGCCGCCGCAUCAUCACCGCCGUCUCCGACGCCGGUGUAGUCGAAACUUUCAUAUCCGACAUCACCCUCCCCUCCAACUCCUCCAUCCUCGGAAUCGCCGUCGAUUCCCGCCGUAACCGUCUCCUCACCGUUGUCCACUCCCCUCCUCCCCUCCCUCCGUUCAACGCCCUCGCCGCCUACGACCUCCGCUCCCGCCGCCGCAUCUUUAUCUCUCUCCUCACUGACUCCGACGAUGAAUCCACGCCCUCCGCCGCCAACGACGUCGCCGUCGAUCACACCGGCAACGCAUACGUAACAAACUCCGCCGAAAACUUCAUCUGGAAAGUCACCACCGACGGAACAGCAUCAAUCUUCUCAAAAUCUCCACUGUUCACCUCUCCGGCGAACGAUAACAAUCUCCUAGGUCUAAACGGAAUCACCUACGUUUCAAAAGGUUACCUUCUCGUAGUACAAUCGAGCACCGGUAAAGUUUUCAAGGUAGACGCAGUGGACGGAACGGCAAGGACUGUAUCAUUAAACGAGAAUCUCAUUGGCGCCGACGAUAUUGUCGUUCGCGACGACAAUGCCGCAGUGGCGGUGUCGCCGAUGAAUAAAUUAUGGUUAAUGAAAAGUAUGGAUAGUUGGGCAGAAGGAGUGGUGUAUGAGAGAAAAGAGAUUGAUGUUAAGCGGUUUCCGACGUCGGUUACGGUUGGAGAGAAAGGGAGAUUGUAUGUGUUGUAUGGACAUUUGAAUGAAGGGAUGUUGGGUGAUUCUGGAAGAGAGGGUUUUGGUAUUGCUGAGAUUAGGUCUAGAGAAGGACAAGAUGAACAUGUUUGGAUUUUUGUUUUGAUUGGUCUUGGUUUUGCUUAUUUCUUGUUUUGGAGGUUUCAGAUGAAAAAUCUUGUCUUCAAAAUGGAUCGCAAAAUCAAAUGAUGGUAACGAGCGCGUGUUUGAAUCAUCAUUGAGUUUGACGAAAUCACAUUGACACGGUGAGUUGAUUGAAAUUGAUGGCAUGAUGGAUAAGCUUAGUUGUGAGUUGAUUGAAAUUUUAUAGUGAGUAAUUUAUUAGGUUAAAAUAUAAUCACAUUCCCAUACUAUGUGGCAAUUCUGCAAUUUUUUCUCUCCACUAUAUCUGAAAACUGAUAAGUUUUGAACAUUUUUAUAUGUAUACUCUAUUUCACAUUUAUAUUAAAAAGAGACAACUGUUUUUGGCCAUUGAAGUUGACACAUAUUUUAUUGUUAUGGAGCUCUCAUCUGGUUUUUGUAAGGGAACAUGUUUAUCAUGUCAACAUCUGUUAUUUGUAACUUGCUAUUGAAACUCUAGUUAUUAUUGUUUUGGAUUGGCUUAAAUGACCCUCUAAAUCAGUUCUCAUCACUUUUGAGCUUUUAAGUGUUACAUUAUUCAGUUGGAGUUCUCGAUAUGGAUUUUUUGCUAGUGAAAAGUACGUGUGAUGUAUGUGGUUAUUUUCAUUUUCGCAAACAAGUGUUCCAGUUUAACCGUGAUCUGAAAUGUAUGCUUUUGAAAUCCUUCCACGAAUUACAGGGGAAUCCACGCGAACCAAUUCGCGGUUCACACUAUGUCAAGAGAACUAUGUGACUGAUUUAGUUUGUUAGUUUGUAUGGCUGGGUCAUUCUUUUGGUUAACAGUGUAAGGGAUCAUCUUCUGAAUAUUGUAAAGGGGAACCCUUAGAGGAGAGAUUCUCUCAUAUUCAUUCUUAUUUUCAUAUUCAAGUUUUCUUUCUAUUCCGCUCAAUUCUUGGGUUCCUAACAGCAUAUUGAUUGGUAAAAAACUGAGAUUGAUGAGCUAUGUGCCAUACAAGGUCUAGUUUGAGAAGCAGCUGAUGACCGAUGAACUUGUUGAAUUUUGUUGAAAUUGCAAAAAUUAUUGACUCUACACUGUGCUUAGAAUUAUCUCAAGCUUAUUUCAGGUGGGCGACUGGACUCAUGUUUCUGGUAACAUCGUUUAAUUUGCAGCCACCAGAAGAGUAUAUAUGAAGUUUUGCAUUUGAGAAUGAGAUCGUUGUUGAGGUCCUUCGUUGAACACUGACAUCUACAAAGAAUUUUCUUAUGUCAGACUUUAGAAGCCUCUUUAAAAUUGUUUCUACAGACUGAACUGGAUUCGUUUGAUUGUGAAAUCAUACCAUUUUACUAACAUUAUAGCUCUUUAUCUUUGUGCCAUAACUAUUUUUGACCUCUUGUAUAUAAAGCACACUAACUUGGACCAUCAAUGAAAUGCCACAGUUUGGGCAA
Messenger RNA from Medicago truncatula (barrel medic), 2532 nucleotides. RefSeq lists its product as uncharacterized. Bases 115 to 1215 code for a protein of 366 amino acids. Gene Ontology annotation, cellular component: endoplasmic reticulum. The record is from RefSeq and is a predicted model, not a curated record. NCBI's taxonomy places the organism in Eukaryota, Viridiplantae, Streptophyta, Magnoliopsida, Fabales, Fabaceae. The transcript has a single exon.